This is a messenger RNA of Paramecium sonneborni, 404 nucleotides long. NCBI's taxonomy places the organism in Eukaryota, Ciliophora, Oligohymenophorea, Peniculida, Parameciidae. The record is from the annotation of a GenBank genome assembly.
AUGGAAGAAAAAAAAGAAACAUAAGACCUUGCAUAAUUGAAAAAAGAAAUGUUAGGAGUUGCAAUAAUAAAAGUAAAUAUAUUAAUAGAGGUAAGGAUACAGAUAUGAGUCCAGAUAUGUUAUCUGAAGUACAAGACUCAAUAGUUUCAGGAAUUGAAAAUAAUUCUUCUCCUGUAUUAUCAAUAGAGGUAUAUUUUAAAAUAUAUAUUCAUCUAAGAAUGCCUGCAAAACUAUAAAAGAAGCUCUUGAAAAAAAAUACGGUCCCACAUGGCAAGUCAUAGUUGGUAAGUUUCAAAAAUAAUUGAACAGGUGAAGGAUAUGCUUAUGAUGUUACUGUUUAGAACAAUACUAGAUUAUUUAUGUUUUACAAUGGAUGUUUAGCCUGCUUAGUGUUCAAAUCAUGA